Molecule: messenger RNA, 2514 nt
Organism: Mizuhopecten yessoensis (Yesso scallop)
Lineage: Eukaryota; Metazoa; Mollusca; Bivalvia; Pectinida; Pectinidae
Product: general transcription factor IIH subunit 1-like
Exons: 13
Coding region: 156-1868 (570 amino acids)
Biological process (GO): transcription by RNA polymerase I; nucleotide-excision repair; transcription by RNA polymerase II
Cellular component (GO): transcription factor TFIIH core complex; transcription factor TFIIH holo complex
Source: RefSeq, a predicted model, not a curated record
AGUGAUUUCCGGUUAUAAACUCCGCGAAACGAAUCACACAUGUGGAGGAGUCUGCUAAUAUAGGAUUUUAAGGACAAGGAAUAUUGUUUUUCGUCGCAAUAUGUGAAUGUGUCUCUUGAAUGAAGCCCUGGUGAUGAUCCAGUAAAGGAGCAGGUAUGUCUACCAGUAGAUCCUCAGAAGAUGUCCUGCUCAUUGUGAACCAUGUACGACACAAGAAGACGGAUGGUGUGCUAUACCUCAUGGGAGAGAGGAUGGGCUGGAUGGUGGAGAGCAAGAACAGCUUCUCCCUCAGUCACAUGUACUCCGACAUCAAAAGUCAAAAAAUAUCUCCCGACUCCAAGGACAAAGUGCAGCUUCAGGUUGUGAUGCAUGAUGGCAGUGCGAAGACAUUCCAUUUUACAAACCCCAAAGGUCGAGAUGUUGGGAUCAAGGAUAGAGAUGGUAUCAAGGAACUCUUACAGCAACUGCUUCCAAAGUUCAGAAGCAAGAUAAGCAGUGAACUGGAGGAAAAAAACAGAUUAUUGCAAGAGAGUCCUGAAUUGUUUCAGUUGUAUAAAGACUUAGUGGUCAGUGGUGUGAUAACGGCAGAGGAGUUCUGGGAAUCACGGGCUGAUCAACUAUCGAACAUCGGCAAGAAUGAAGGCAGCAAGCAGUCAGUGGGUGUGUCGGCAGCUUUUCUGGCUGACAUCAAACCCCAGACGGAUGGCUGUAAUGGUCUCAAGUACAAUCUCACCGCUGAUGUUAUAGAAUCUAUAUUCAGGACAUAUCCAAUGGUGAGGAAGAAACAUGCCGAGAAUGUACCGCAUGAGAUGACAGAAAGUGAAUUCUGGACAAGGUUUUUUCAGUCUCACUAUUUCCAUAGAGACCGAACUGUCCUUAGCAGUAAGGAUGUGUUCUCCGACUGUGCCAAGAAUGAUGACAGGGAAAUAAAAGAUGAGGUAACACGAACAGUAAAUGACCCUCUACUGGACAUGUUAAAAAUGACCGAUUCAAAUUCGGGUGAUGGCUUUGGCGGGUCGUCAGAUGAACGUAAGCUCAGCACGAAUCAGACCAACUUGACCAUGAUUCGUCGAUUCAAUCAUCACUCUACUAUGGUUCUGAAGGCGUGUGAAAGUAACAGAACAACAAAACCUCAGGAUGCCACUGAUGGGGCCAGUGGCACUAGUGACAAUGGCCCCAAGAGGUCCAAUGGGGCCGUGGCCACAGUAACCAAUGGUGAUACGGACACCAGUAGUACAAGCUCAGAUAUGUUUAAAGAACCUGCAGCCAAGCGAGCAAAGAUUCGGGAAAAACUGGCAUAUGAGGAUUUGGAAGGUAGAACUCAUUCUAAAAAUGUGAAUUUAAGACUACAUAAAACGGACGGAUACCUUCAUGGUCCAAGACCAGUGGUGUUAUCUAAGUACAUGACGAGUGAUGAUGCAGUCAGUGCAUCAAACUCUGUGUCACAGAAAAUCUCUGACUGGGCUCCGGAACUCUCUAAUGUGCUGCGAGGAUCCGCUGCUCUAGGUGUUUUGGGGGAACUGUCACCAGGUGGCUCUCUGAUGUAUGGCACAAGUCACCAGCAGCUCCACAAUAUGGUGGCAGUAGAUGUCCAGAGCGAGUUGAAGAAACAGUACACGGCUCUACAGGAACUUCUCAGGCAUUUCUGGUCCUGCUUCCCGGCCUCUUCUAAGUUCUUAGAAGAAAAGGUUUGCAGAAUGAAGUCAACUUUAGAAAGAUUUCAAGUAACAAAACUCAUUCCAUUUAAGGAAUCUCUCAAACAGCAUCACUACACAAUAGAUCUUGUGGGGCACCUGGAAGAGCUUCUGUCUACAGCCUAUGCUAAAUUUGAUACUUGGCAAGCAAGGAAAAUGGCUAAGAGGUCAUGACCCCAAAGGCUGUUAGUUUUGACUUUGUUAAUUUGAAGACAUUGAAUUUCAAACAGAUUUUUUUUGUUUUGGUGACAAAUAGUUUUGUGACAUUUUCUCAUGAUUCUUUCAGAUUUUGAAGAUUUCAUCUCUUUUGAAAUUUUAUGUCUAUAUAAUAAAAAUGCCAUGCAGGGUAUUUGCAUUUUCUGCAAAAUUAAAGUUUCUUGUAAAAUAGCUGAUAAACCUGGUUGACAGUAACCUGUUUGUAAAGCACUGGCCUGUUCAUUGUUUAAAUUCUUUGUCUUUAGCUCACCUGACACAGAGUGUUUGAGCUUAUGCAGUGGUGCUGCAUCCAUUGUCAAUCAUCAACUUUUCCUCUUUAAUCACUUCUUCAAAAGAACUACAAGGCCUAUAGUCAUUAUUUGGCCUAUAGCUUUCAGUCAGAUUUGAUGAAAUAAAUUACCUUGAAUCGCUUCCAAGGUCAUGGGUCAGAUGUAUGAAUCAUAUCAACAGACUUAUUUGAGUAAUGAUAUUUGUCCUGUGGCUUGCUGGGAUUGAGUCUAUGUUUAAAUAAGUAAUCUUUACCGAUGUUUUCAAUCACAGGUGUCCAAUAUGUUAAAAACCUUACAGAACUAUGAAGCCUCGAGUCAUGAUGUGUCCAUAAGUU